This is a messenger RNA of Entrophospora candida, 552 nucleotides long. The record is from the annotation of a GenBank genome assembly. NCBI's taxonomy places the organism in Eukaryota, Fungi, Glomeromycota, Glomeromycetes, Entrophosporales, Entrophosporaceae.
AUGCCACCAGUAAGAAUAAACAAGAGAAGUAAAAACAAAAAAGUAGAUACGGAGCUGCCAGAAGAUAUGAGUAUUUCUACUUUAAAAAAGAAAAUACGAGAUACAGAAAGGAUCUUAAGAAGAACAACAGAAAAAUCUUCUGCUAAAGGACAGUUAAGUUUAGAAAGACAACUAAAAGCUUUAAAGAUUAUUUAUAUUGAAAAGUUGACCUCAUCAAGAGAAAAUGAAAUUGUUUCUAAAUAUCGUAUGGUUAAACAUUUUGAUCGAAAAAAAGUGGAAAGGGCAAUUAAAAAGACUGAAAAAUUAAUUGAUACUGCUGAAGAUGAUCAAGAAAAAAAUGAAUUAGAAGAAAAGCUAAGAGAAUUAAAAAUUGAUUAUAAUUAUGUUAUGAAAUAUUUAUCACUUUAUCCAACAUCAGAUGCUGAUGAUCAAGAAAUGAUAUCAAGGAGAAAUUUAAUCAGAGAAUCAAUAAAAGAAUCUAUGAAAAAUAAUGAUUUUAUUACUGAUGAUCCUAAUUUAACAAUGAUUGAAAAUGAUGAUUUCUUUGAAUAA